This is a messenger RNA of Halteromyces radiatus, 3154 nucleotides long. RefSeq names its product peptidase M16C associated-domain-containing protein. The transcript is spliced from 15 exons. Gene Ontology annotation, cellular component: mitochondrial matrix. Gene Ontology annotation, molecular function: metal ion binding. NCBI's taxonomy places the organism in Eukaryota, Fungi, Mucoromycota, Mucoromycetes, Mucorales, Cunninghamellaceae. Bases 46 to 3036 code for a protein of 996 amino acids. The record is from RefSeq and is a predicted model, not a curated record. Gene Ontology annotation, biological process: protein processing.
CUUUUUAUUAUUAUUAUUAUUAUUUGGUUACUAUAACGAUCUUCUAUGGCUAGUAGAAUUCUUCGCGCUUCACCUAUUGUUCAAAGUGCAAAAAGAACUUUUAUUCGAAAGUAUUAUACAAACAAAGCCACUCUACAUGCUGGUGAUAACUUAUUAGGUUAUAGAGUUCAACAAGUACGACGUGUACCCGAAUUGGAACUGACAGCUAUUAGUUUAGAACAUGAAGCAACUGGAGCCAAACAUUUGCAUAUUGAUCGUGAAGACAACAAUAAUGUUUUUGCAGUAGGCUUUAAUACUUCUGUGAAAGAUAGUACUGGUGUUCCUCAUGUCUUGGAACAUACAACUUUAUGUGGUAGUGAUCGGUAUCCUGUUCGUGAUCCUUUUUUUAAAAUGUUGAAUCGAAGUCUUGCUACUUUUAUGAAUGCAUUUACAGCCUCUGACUUUACAGUAUAUCCUUUUGCAACUACCAACAAAGUAGACUAUGACAACCUUCGAAACGUUUAUAUGGAUGCCGUUUUCCAUCCUCGAUUGGAAAAAUUAGAUUUUGCUCAAGAAGGAUGGCGCUUAGAACAUAAAAUACCUACCGAUGCUUCAACUCCUAUUCAAUUCAAAGGCAUUGUUUAUAAUGAAAUGAAAGGUCAAACAUCUGAUGCCAAUUAUUUAUUCUAUUCUGAUGCCCAAGAAAACAUGUUCCCUGGAACAGCUUAUGCUCACUCUAGUGGUGGUGAUCCACGUUAUAUUACUGAUUUGACUCAUGAACAACUUGUCAAAUUUCAUAAAGAUCAUUAUCAUCCUAGUAAUGCUCGCUUUUUCACUUAUGGGAACUUUGCCUUGGAAGAACAUUUGGAAAACAUUGGUCAUCAAUUACAAGGUUAUGAACGUAUCAAACCUACUGUCGUGAACAAGAUCGUUACUCCCUGGACAGCUCCCAAGGCCAUACAAUCUAUCUGUGCUCUUGAUCCUUUGUCUCCUCCUGAUAAGCAAACAAGAAUAUCCUUAUCCUAUUUGGCCAAUGAUACUACAGAUACUUUUGAAACAUUCUCUAUGAGACUAUUGUCUUAUCUCCUCCUUGAUGGUCAUGCUUCUCCCAUGUAUAAAGCAUUGAUUGAUACAAAUUUGGGAUCAGAAUUCUCAGCUAAUACUGGAUACGAUAAUACUACGCGCAUGAGCAGCUUCUCUAUUGGAUUACAGGGCGUCAGACAGGAUGACAUUGAAAAGGUUCAAAACACCAUUCAAGAUGUAUUGGAAAAGGUCAAAAAAGAUGGUUUUGACUCGAAACGGAUUGAUGCAGCCUUACAUCAAAUGGAACUUGGACAAAAACACAAAACAGCUGAUUUUGGUUUGACAAUUAUGCAUAGUAUUAGCUCUGGUUGGUUCAAUGAUGUGGAUCCUAUUGAUCUUUUGGAAAUCAACAAGAAUCUUGAUCGUCUAAAAAAGGAAUUGGCACAAGGCAACUUUUUUGAAUCUCGAAUUGAUAAAUAUUUGCUGAACAACACUCACAAGUUGACCUAUAUUAUGAAUCCAGAUGCAAACUACUCUGCUAAUUUGGCCAAAGAAGAAGAGACACGGUUGGCACAAAAGGUGAAUGAAUUGGAUGCUUCGGACAAAACUCGGAUUUUGGAACAAGGUGCAAUAUUACAACAAAAUCAAGAAAAAUCAGAAGAUCUAUCAUGUUUACCAACUUUACAAUUGAAUGACAUUGCAACCAAAUCAAAACGAACACCACUUGAUCAUACCGGUUUAUGCAAUACACCUGUUCAAUGGCGAACUACGGCAACCAAUGGAAUCACUUAUUUCAGAGCUAUCAGUAAUUUACCACCUCUUUCUGAUGAUUUGAAGAUGUAUUUACCUUUGUUUUGUGAUACAUUAUUAUCUCUUGGUACAAAAGAUCAAUCUAUGGCUGAAAUUGAUGAUGAAAUUCGUCUUUAUACUGGUGGUCUACGUGCCUCAACUACCGUUUCCACUAAUCACUCUGACAUUGAUGUGAUGGAAGAAGGUAUUGCUCUCAUGGGAAAUUGUCUUGAUCGUAAUAUUGACAAGAUGUAUAGUAUUCUUACAAAGCUCAUUUUGGAAACCAAUUUUGAUGAUACUGAAAAACUUCGAACGCUGAUCAUUGGGAAUGCAAGUGGACUUGUUAAUUCAAUUGCCGAUUCAGGUCAUGUCUUUGCUAGAACUUAUGCUGGAUCAAGUCUCACACCUACAAUGAACAACAUGGAAAAACUCAAUGGAUUAACUCAAGCGAACUUUAUGAGUCGAUUGGCAGCUUUGGAAGACUUAUCUGAAGUAUCCAACAAAUUGAAAGAAAUCGCGUCAUCUGUAUUGAAACAAGAUUCACUUCGUGUGGCGGUGACUUGUGGUGAAGAUGCUGUGUCUAACAAUGAAACCUCUCUUCUCAAGUUCCUCACACAACUUGCACCAUCUAAUCCAACAUCAUCAACAUCAUCAACAGUAUUUGUACCUGAAUAUCGCAAAACAUUCUUCCCUCUUCCAUUCUCUGUCAACUUUUCAGCCAAGGCAUUACGUGGUGUUCCAUAUACAAAUGAAGAUGGUGCUAAAUACCAAGUAUUAUCGUCUUUGAUGACAAAUCAUUAUUUACAUCGUGAGAUCCGUGAAAAGAAUGGUGCUUAUGGCGGUGGAUCACAAUAUGCUGGAUUGAAUGGUAUCUUCUCGUUUUAUUCUUAUCGCGAUCCUCGUGCCAUGGAAACUCUGGAUACUUAUAAAUCAUCACUUACUUGGGCGGUGGAACAUAAUUUUACGGAUCAAGAACUGACCGAAGCUAAGCUUUCUAUUUUCCAGGGGAUUGAUGCUCCACAAAGUGUAUCUGAAGAAGGUAUGCUUCAAUUUGUAUACGGUAUCUCUGAUGAAAUGCGACAACGGCGACGUGAUCAAUUAUUAUCCGUGACACAAUCUGAUGUACGACAAGUGGCUGAAUCUCUCGCUUUGCAACAAGCAUCUAUGGCUAUACUUGGUGAACAAAAAGAUGAAUUGACAACUCGAUUGGAUAAUACUUGGGAUGUGAAACAAUUCAAUGCAUAGAAAUAAUAGAUAGAUAGAUAUAAUCUUUUUUUAAUCUCUAGUAUAGAAUUUUUUUUGUUGUUGUUGGGGAUGAUUACUUUUUUUUUUUUUGUUUGAUUAUUUUUGAAAUAAAGUGUGG